Molecule: messenger RNA, 7448 nt
Organism: Mercenaria mercenaria
Lineage: Eukaryota; Metazoa; Mollusca; Bivalvia; Venerida; Veneridae
Product: deubiquitinase DESI2-like
Exons: 3
Coding region: 969-1481 (170 amino acids)
Biological process (GO): protein deubiquitination
Molecular function (GO): deubiquitinase activity
Source: RefSeq, a predicted model, not a curated record
CUUUUUCACCUAAUUAUGUACGUAGCUCAAAAAGUAUUAGAUGUAAAUUCAGGAAACCUUGCUGGAGUCUUUAACGUGAUGUGGCCUUGCACACUUGGCAUUCUUAUUGAGAAUCUUAGCUCUUAUUACAGAGUUAUGGCCCUUGAAAUAGCCAAAAUAGUGGAUUUUUUGUUUGUGAUGCUCAUAGCUCAAAAAGUAUUGGGCCUAGAAUAACGAAUCCUUUUCAUAAAAUGUUUGUUGAGGCUAAACCCCAUUUAGACUGCAAACAUUUGAGUUAUUGCCCCUUAUUUGUGACAAAUGUACCAGUGGAGGGCACACCCUGUGUCUUACAGACACAUUCUAGUUUACAUAAGGUUGGUGGUUUUAUCAAGAUGACAGCCCCUAAUAAAAUAAUUCCAGAGAGGCACCUGAAGUCUUCCUCCACCAUAAGCUGGAAAUAGGCCAUAUGGCAUAUAAUUGUGUAAGUCUGAUGUUAAACCCAACAAAAACAAAAGAAAACAUAUAUAAAAAGGGUAUGUUAGCUACAUUGUUCCAUUUGAGCUCAAGAAAUGCAUUUGAGCAUAGUUCUCUUUUGUGUGACUGUUGGUAUUUAAAUGUCUUGCUCAUUUUCUCACUUUUUCAUUUUACAUGGUUGGUACCAUAUGUAAUAAGACAGUUUUAGACCUGUGUUUUAGUACGUACAAAACUACAUUUUGACAUUAACCUUUAGCCUGCUGGUGGCAAGUGAUUCUGCCUUUGCAACCAGUGCAGACCAAGAUCAACCUGAUCAUGGUCUGCACUGUUCGCCAUUCAGUCAGUAUAUUUUUGGUAAGCACCCCUUUCAGCAGUUAAUGGCACUGUCCAAAUCGAAAUAUAGACAAGUUCAUUAUAGAAAUUUAGCAGGUGAAGAGUUGUCUCUAAUUGUAUGAUACAUACCACUUUAACCAAAGUAUAUUUCAGAGUAUGCCUAUGGUGGCCAUCCAUUCCCUAUGUCUGGUGUGUUUGAGAUUAUCCCCAAAGAUGCAGAGGAUCUUGGGGAACAAUUCAAGUUUAAAGAAUCUGUAGUACUGGGAUCAACAGACUUCACAAUGGAUGAAGUAUCUAAGAUUGUUGAAGAGCUGGGAAAACAAUUCAAGGGAGAUCAGUACCAUCUCCUAAGUAAAAAUUGCAACCAUUUCACGGCAGCAUUAACCAAGAUUCUGUGCGGGAAAGAACCUCCAAGCUAUAUAAAUAGACUGGCAUACGUGAGCUCCUGUAUACCAUUCCUUGAGCGUGCUUUGCCAAAGGAAUGGCUCACUCCAGUUGCUUUACAACAUGUGAUAGAGCCGGCUUCAGAAAUCUCAAGUUCUGAAGGGGCUGACAUCCACCUUGUGCCAAACUCUCAGCGAACUAAUAUGGCACCUACUUACUCACCACGCCUCUUCCGUGAGUCCAGUCCAUACAGCCCCACGGAACCAAAUUCAUUUAGCAGGGAACCAAACUGUCCUGAUAGGAGACAUUGAUCUUACUUCAGAUUUUAGAUUUAAAAUUUGUUGUUGUAUUUAUGUGAAUGGUAUUAGAUUGUGAAUCAGAGACCAGCUCGAAUGAUCAAGUCCAUGUUGCUGUGAAAUCAGAAAUGUUCGGCACAUAGAUUUUGUUACAUUCACAUUUUCUGUUUACAAACAAACAUCAGUUGUCAGGUAUAUUGUAUUUAGAUACAGUUAAGCCUGCCCGCGUAGCUCAAUAUGGAGAGCACAGAUCUACGGAUCACAGUGUCUUGAGUUCGAUCCCUGGGCAGGGUGUAUGUUUUUCGUGACGAUUUGAUAAAAGACACUGUGUCUGAUAUCAUUCAUCCUCCACCUCUGAUUCAUGUGGGGAAGUUGGCAGUUAUUCAUGGAGAACAGGUUUGUUCUGGUACAGACCCCAGAAACACUGGUUAGGUUAACUGCACGCCAUUACAUAACUGAAAUACUGUUGAAAAAAGGCGUUAAUCACAAAACAAAGACAAACUAUAAGAAAUUAAAUAGUUAAUACUCAAGUUUUAUUCCUUUAAAUUUUUGCUAGUACUGUAAUGGUUUUAAUCCGCAAAGUGGUCUGUUCUUAAGACAUUUAUUGACAUUUUGGAGCAAUGUGAAAUAUCUGAUUUUAUAGUACACGGGCCUCAGUGGCCGAUUGUUAAGGUCCUUGACUUAGAAUGACUUGCACAUCACUGCUGUGGGUUCAAGAUGGUGACUGUUGACUGUCUCAGUGUGGUGUUAAACUGCAUAAAACAAAACAGACCGAUUUUAUGCUAUGUUUUUAAUCAAAUCAUUGAUUUCAUUUUUUUUUUUUUUUUUUUUUUUAUAUGAUUUUUUUUAUUAUAACAAAAAGCAUCUGAUUACAUUUAACAUACAGUUGAACUUCUGUGUUUGCAUGUUAAAUUUUGUCCAUAUAUGAAUAUUUCGUAAUUGAACACAAUGUUGUUUGUGUUUUCAUUCUUUUUUCCAGUUUUGUUUUGAUUUUAUUUUUUAAGAAAUGCAAGUAAUUUCAGUACAUUUUAAACAGAUGUCUGUUUUUAAGCUAUGUUUUGAACAAUUUUCUGCAUUUGUGUGUAAUUAAAAGAGCAACAUUUAAAUAUAGUUUAUUUUGUUACAAUAUAUUUCAUAAGAGGUUCUGUUGUUUUUUUUGAGAGUCUUUUAAAACAUUUAAGACACUUUUGUUUUUAUUAGAGUUUGUUCCUGUGAUAAGUAAUUCCAGUACAUCUCUUUUAGAUAUUUUUUGCUUAUUUCUGUAUUAAUAUCGGUUAGAUUUUCUUUAAUUACAUUGUAACGCACAUAGUGCCCAAAAUAGAAAUGUUUUUCUGCUCAGUUUGCCUCAACCUAGUGUGCUACGGCAUUUUACAUUUUUUUUGUCAGAGUGAUUCUGUCAAAUACCUUUUCAGUGGCAAAACCAGUUGGGCAAGAAUUGUGAGAAAAUGAUAAAAUCACAAGUUCAAGUUUGUUGAUUUUAGUUUAUAAAUAAACAUUUUGUGCAUGUUGUGUUUAGAAUAUCAACAAUACAUGCGGGGUUCUUUGGUGUGAAGAUGAAAUCAUUAAGAUAUCAUUAAAUAGAUCUUUUGUCUUUUUUGCUGUUUUUAAAACAGUAGGAAUUUCUUUCCUAUCAUGUAUUACACUUUGUGCAAUAUAAAGAUCUCUGGUCAUAAUUGUUAUAGAAUUCUUCUAAAGAUAAAAACAUGUCAGUAUGUACAAGUUUAGAAUGAUUGAAUAAACAGUCAUAUGUUGAACUAGGUGACCAAAGUUAUAAAAAUGAGUUUGAAAACCGGUCUCAAAUCUUCUUCAUCUGAUUGGUCGAUACUAAGCUCAAAUUUGAAUUGACCAAUGACAGGGCAGCAUUCAGUGACUGGUCUCAAAACUCAGUUUCAUAACAUUGGACACAGUCUGAUACAUAUUUUGCUCAUGUUGAGAGAUUUGAUUAUUUUUUACCUUUUCUAUGGUUACAGAAGGAAGUGUAUGUGAUGAACAUCUUAAAAAGAUGAAGGUAAUGCAAACUGAAGGGAAUUGUAAAUUAUUUUGGAAAAGUCACAAAAAUCAAACAUUGAUGAUAUUGUUUCUUUCUUCUAAAAAAGUGCAUUGUGCUGUGUCAUUUGGAAAAGUCACAAAAUUCAAACAUUGAAGAUAUUUCUUUCAUCUAAGAUUGUGCAUUGUGCAUUGCCAUUGAUAGCUAAGUUUUAGACUUAUAAAGUACUAACGUAUAAAGGUAUGAUAAAGCUGGGAAGAAAAGUUUACAACUGACAGGGUAUCUGUUAAAACAGUCCAACUGAUAAUCAUUAACUUCAUAUAGUACACCUGUUUCGUUAAUUCCAUUGAACUAUAUAGAUGUUUAUUAUAUACCAUACUAUAAAUAGUAACAAAACUGUGUAGGACCAGAUCCAGUAAGCCAGGUCAAAUAACCUGAAGUGGGCACUAUAACUACUUAUUUCCCUGUCUUUAAUGAGUGAUGUUAUUUUCAACGUCAUUUUACCCCUGUUUUUGUCGUAGUAAAAAUUUGUUAAUGUUGAUAUUUUACCUGAUUAACUGAUUUAAACAAUCAAGUAAUCGUUACUGUGUAUAGGGAUAUAUUAAACAACUCAUUAAACAGCAGUGAUGUUCCUUGCAUGGUUAUUAGCACUCCUAAACCUAUAUUAGGACUCUGGCUAUGACGUCAUGCAAUACAUGUUGAGUUGUGCCAAUAACCACUUCAGGCCAGCCAUUGCGAUGUAUGAUAUAUGUUGACCUCUUUUUAAGUGAGUCAAGUUAUUUUUUAAUCAAGUUAUUUAUUGUCUGAAUCUGCAUGUCUACAUUUUGUACCUUACAACACCAUUUCUUACGACAGUUGUUCUGCCAGAGUCCAUUUUUAAAGUGUGAUGACAGAGAAAUGAGCUGCACCAUGAGAAAAUCAACAUAGUGCAUUUGCAACAAGCAUGGAUCCAGACCAGCUUGCGCAUCCACGCAGUCUGGUCAGGGUUCAUUCUGUUCGCUUUCAAAGCCUAUUGCAAUUAGAGAAACCGUUAGCGAACAGUAUGGAUCCUGACCAGAUUGCGCGGAUGUGCAGGCUGGUCUGGAUCCCUGCUGGUCGCAAACGCACUAUGUUGGUUUUCUCAUGGGUGGCUCAAAUACUAUUGAAACUCAAUGUCUUGAACUUACUGAUCUCGAAGAAUUUUUCAAGUUUCAUCCAGAAAACAAGUGCACAUGAUACCAAUUAUGUCUCCCACCACACAGUGGUGUGGGAGACAUAUUGAUUUACUCCAGUCUGUGUGUGCGUGUGUGUGUGUGUGUGUGUGUGUGUGUGUCUGUCACAAAGCUUGUCUGCACUCUAAGUCGAACAUUUCUCAUCCGAUUUUCACCAAACUUGAACAAAAUGUGUUUGACCAUAAGACCUCGGCCAAGUUCGAUAACUAGCCAAAUCGGUCCAGGCGUCUUGGAGUUAUGGCCCUUGAAUUACCAAAAAUCGGUCUUUUUACUCUUGUCCACCCUCUAAUUCGAAUAUUUCUCAUCCAAUCUUCACCAAACUUGAACAAAAUGUGUUUGACCAUGAGACCUCGUCCAAGUUCGAUAACUAGCCAAAUCGGUCCAGGCAUUUUGGAGUUACGGCCCUUGAAUUAUCGAAAAAUUGGCCUUUUUACUCAUGUCCGCACUCUUAAUCAAACAUUUCUCAUCCGAUCUUCACCAAACUUGAACAAAAUGUGUUUGACCAUGAGACCUCGGCCAAGUUUGAUAACUAGCCAAAUUGGUCCAGGCAUUUAGGAGUUACGGCCCUUUAAUUAUCGAAAAAAAUUGGCCUUUUUACUCUUGUCCGCACUCUAAGUCGAACAUUUCUCAUCCGAUCUUCACCAAACUUGAACAAAAUGUGUUUGACCAUGAGACCUCGACCAAGUUCGAUAACUAGCCAAAUCGGUCCAGGCAUUUAGGAGUUACGGCCCUUGAAUUAUUGAAAAAAAUUGGCCUUUUUACUCUUGUCGGCACUCUAAGUCGAACAUUUCUCAUCCGAUCUUCACCAAACUUGAACAAAAUGUGUUUGACCAUGAGACCUCAGCCAAGUUCGAUAACUAGCCAAAUCGGUCCAGGCAUUUAGGAGUAACGGCCCUUGAAUUAUCGAAAAAAUUGGCCUUUUUACUCUUGUCCGCACUCUAAGUCGAACAUUUCUCAUCCGAUCUUCACCAAACUUGAACAAAAUGUGUUUGACCAUGAGACCUCGGCAAAGUUCGAUAACUAGCCAAAUCGGUCCAGGCAUUUUAGAGUUACGGCCCUUGAAUUACCGAAAAAAUCCAUCUGUUUACUCUUGUCCGCUCUCUAAGUCGAACAUUUCUCAUCCGAUCUUCACCAAACUUGAACAAAAUGUGUUUGGCCAUAAGACCUUACCCAGGUUCGAUAACUAGCCAAAUCUGCCCAGGCACUUUUGAUUUAUGGCCCUUGAAUUACUGAUUGGAUCCACUCAUCCAGACCAUCUAAUUGGAUCCACUCGUCUAAAACAUCUAGAGAAACUAACAUUUUUCAGAGGGGCAGUUGUGGGAGACAUGCGCUUUUCUCAAAAGCAUCUCUAGUUUAAGUUUAAUUUAGUUAAAUCCAAGUGAAACACUCUAUCUCUUGGAAUUCUAGGUACCAAGUUUCUGCCAUCUUCUGUAAUUUUAUAUAUAAGUUCUUUUUUAAGUUUUAAAGUAAUGUAUUAAAUGUGUUCCAGCAAAAACGCAAUAUCAUUUUAAAAAGUUGUGAGACAGUUUUAAUUGAAAUUCUAUAUAUUUACUUUUUUUUAAGUGUUUAGUUCUGUGAUGAAUGAGACUGUGAAGUGGGUUGUGUAUGCAGGCACUUUUCAAAAGUAUUUUCAAAAAGUUUUUCACAUUGACUAUUACUUUAGAAAAGUAGACAUAGUGCAAAAUGAAAGAGAAAUGGUUUCUGAAUCCAACAAUAUUAUUAUUGUUGGUACAUGAUUUCAGUCAGUAGAUACAGGUUUUCAAAAAAUAAAAGUAAAUUACACCAGUAUUAAACACAGUUGGCAGAAAUAUUGCAAGAUGGAAAUAUAUAAAAGUCUCUUAGAAUAUAAUAUGUUUUGUGGUAGAUACUUUUGGUCACUGACUCAAUGUAAACAGCUUGCCUCACAUAAAUACGUCCAAACAUGUAUUGAGCAGCCAGCCAAAAGAGCAACAGUCUGGUUGCUUAAGGUAGAUGGCUACCUAAGACAAGUUGAUAUUAGAACAAAAAACUCCAUUUGGGAAGUAAGCUGAUUGGCCGUUUACUUAAUCUUUAGCCUGCUGGUGGCAAAUGAUGCCUUUGCAGACCAAGAUCCUUGCAGGCUGAUCUUGGUCUGCACUGUUUGCUAUUCAGUCAGUAAAUUUUCUGUGAACAUCCCUUUGAAUAAUAAGUGGUACUGCCCAAACUGAAUGAUGGACCAGUCCAAUUUGGAUGAUUAGGGUUAAUACAGGUGGCUGCUAAGGAAGAUUUAGCUGUAUACCAAGAAUCUUAUGCAGGAAUGUGUCCAGUACCUCCUUAAUUCAUUUUUUGAUAGCUCUUUUUGCAUUAAGCACUUAGUUAUUAUAUUCAUAAUUUUUCUGUACAUGUUUGUUAAAUCCAUGAAUAAAAGUAUUAUAGAAAGUAUAUUUUUGAAGAGUUUUAUACUUGUUGAAAAGACUGCUGUUAAUAAAGCCUAAAAUGCACAUACUUCAUUUUUUUAGCUGUCAAUAAAACAACUUUGUAAGUCUUGCUGUAAAUAAACUUUAAAAUGUGCACAUGAUGUCAAUUUAAACUCGUGCUGUCAAUAAAACUACCGUAUACUUUGUUAAUCUUGCUGUAAAUGAAGUCUUAAUUGCACGCUUGCUGUCAAUUUAAACUCUUGCUGUCAAUAAAACUACUCUAUACUGUGUUAAUCUUGCUGUAAAUGAAGUAUUAAUUGCCCACUUGCUGUCAAUUUAAAGUCUUGCUGUCAAUAAAAUCUAUACUUUGCUAAUCUUGCUGUAAAUGAAGUCUUAAUUGCAUGCUUGU